Messenger RNA from Apis laboriosa (Himalayan honeybee), 2655 nucleotides. Its product is annotated as carbohydrate sulfotransferase 11. Gene Ontology annotation, cellular component: membrane. Lineage: Eukaryota; Metazoa; Arthropoda; Insecta; Hymenoptera; Apidae. Bases 211 to 1236 code for a protein of 341 amino acids. The record is from RefSeq and is a predicted model, not a curated record. The transcript has 5 exons. Gene Ontology annotation, molecular function: sulfotransferase activity. Gene Ontology annotation, biological process: carbohydrate biosynthetic process.
CCGAAACGUUCUCUAGAAAAAGAAUUUCAAGAGAGUUUUAUCGAAUCAUUCGAUAAAACGUUUUAUGAAAGUAUAGAACAAGUAAAGAAUGCCACGUAAUUUUUGGCAAUGCGUGGUUCGAUCUCUUGACACGUAACAGAAACGAUUAUAUUAAAGAAGAAGGAUUAUUAAAUAACUAUUUAUUUAAGGAUAAAUCAAUGACCCGGGUGGAUGGGAAAAACGAUGAUAAAAUGUCGUGUCUGGGAGACAAUUUUGCUUCUUCUCAAUAUUUUAAGUUUAACGAUAGAUGCGAGCAUAGUUGGAGAGCAUAUCUCGAUGAACGAUGAUAGAAAAAGAUCCAUGGAGAUAGAUGAUUCCGUGUACUCUUGGACAGGACCCAAUGCCCUGGCGAGAUCAGCUUUGGUGGAACGUCAGGAAAGAUUACAAUAUAAUUGCGAGGAGAUCUUGGGAGAUAAGGAAUCCGAGAACCAGGAUCUAAAUCCAGAAUCUUUCAGGAAUAUUCUUGUGGACGAGCAACAUGAACUUUUAUAUUGUUAUGUUCCAAAGGUUGCCUGCACGAACUGGAAACGAGUUCUGAUGGUUGUCACGGGCAAGUGGCCAGGUAACGAUCCUAUGGAGAUACCGGCUGAUCAGGCGCAUUCCCCAAGUACUUUCCAAAGGCUCAGUAAUUAUACUUUGUCCGAGAUCGAACGAAUGCUGGCGACUUAUGACAAACUGAUUGUCGUCAGACACCCUUUAGAAAGAUUAUUGUCCGCCUACAGGAAUAAAUUGGAAGCGAAACACGAGAAGAGUUCGAAAUAUUUUCAAACCCGUUUUGGGAAGAAGAUUAUCAGGAGGUACAGACAAAACGCCACUGUGGAAUCACUGAAAAACGGCGAUGACGUGACAUUUCGAGAGUUCGUACAAUUCGUUACGGACGAUUCGUCGAAUGAGACGCGAAACGAGCACUGGAAGCCGAUAUACGAGCUGUGUCAUCCGUGUUUGGUCAAUUAUAAUCUCGUCAGCAAAUAUGAAAGCUUAGCGGAGGAUGCUACAGAAGUUUUGGAGCGGAUGGGCGUCGAGUCAAUCAAUUUUCCAACCAAACCGAUGAACAGCGAGCCAACUGCGAAGAAACUGGAGAAAUAUUAUUCCACGUUGACGUAUAAGCAACUUCGGAAGUUGGUGGAUUUGUACAAAUUAGAUCUAAGAUUAUUCGAUUAUUCGCUCGAGGACGUGCUGGGAUUCUCGUUGGCUUGAUUGCAAGUUUACUCGAGAAUUUCUGACAACAGAGAUGAAUUACGCUUCGAAUUAUGAAUAACUAUGUUAAUGGUUAAAUAGUAUUAUGCGUUUACUCGGUUGUAAUAAAUCAUACGAGUUAAUUAUUCCUGUUUUCGACAUACAAGCACCGGUUCGCGUGCAUUAAUUUGCUCAGGUCUUUCCUUUAUAUUUAUGUGUCUAGUUAUCAUUUAAUAAAUCGAAAACUGUGAAACAAAGUCUUCGUUCCAUAAGAUCGAACCGGUUAUCGUUUUGAGAAUCGAGAUAGUUGUUAGUUGUAGUAGAGAGAUUUUUUCCUCCUAUGUCGUUGCUCCCUGUAUUUUUAAAACGUUCGCGAAUCUCGUGCCAAGAAUUUAAAAGUAAAAAAACCGGUUGUUUGUGCCAAUGAAACAUCUGUUGAUAACUUUCUUCCAGAAAGUCGUAUGGUGUUCCCUUUGAGUUUCUAGAUCUUGAAAUAUCUGCAUUUCAUUCAUUCGAAUAUUUUAUUUUAUUUAUGUAGAUGUUUAAAAGUAAAAGGUCUAGUGACUGGUGUCUCGGUUAGAUUUGUUGUAACAGGAUGCCCGCCAUAUUCGUGUACCUACGUAUGCUAGUAACGUGUACAAAAUGUACAAUUUACAUUCCUAGAAAUAAUUCAUUUUGUAGCAUGUACUAUAAGUUACCAAUCAACUCUCUCUAUUUGUUAAUACACGAGUAAUUCAAUUGAGAAUUGAAUAAAGAGAUGUUUUAUAAAAUAUUUCAAUUAUGCCAAAGAUUUUAAUAAGAUUACGCCUGAUAAGAAAUUAGAUGAUAAAUCUAUCGAUCGAUAAAAUUUUGAUCGUAUCGAAAGUCACGCGAUUUCAUUAAAUGUUACAAAUAUAAGCGAAUGUACGAAGCUUAGAUUGAAUAUGUUAGCGUAUAUUGUCCAUUAUAAGGUUAAUGUUUGGUUUACGAGAUAAAAUUAACCGAAGGACUGGAAAUGAUGAACGACGUUGGUAAAGAGGAGCAGCUCUGCGCAGCUUAAUCAAAUGUUAAAACUCAGCGAACCGAGUUUCCUCGAGGAUUAAAAUAGCUUUAGCUAUCAAUCAAAUCGAAGGACUCUCCUCUCAUUGAUUAUUGAAUGCUGGAUAAUCGAAUUUAUCGUUUCUUUUCAUUUCCUUGUUUCAUCUUUGUUUGCAUAAAAAAGUUGGAAAAAAAAUUUCUCUUAAAUCAUGAUUACAAUUGUUAAAUAAACAUAUAUAUAUAUAUAUAUAUAUAUAUAUAUAUAUAUAUAUAACAUAUUAAAUAACAUAAACAGAUCACAUUUUAUAUCGUUUUUCUGAUGAAUCAUGUUUUUUUUCAAUGAUUAAAAUUUUAUCACGUGGGAAAAACCGUAGCGCCACACAUGAAUUCUGUCAACAUUCCAAGUUUAAAACGUAGAUGUUU